Trichophyton benhamiae CBS 112371 is the source of this 990-nucleotide messenger RNA. RefSeq lists its product as uncharacterized. Gene Ontology annotation, cellular component: endosome; retromer complex. The record is from RefSeq and is a predicted model, not a curated record. NCBI's taxonomy places the organism in Eukaryota, Fungi, Ascomycota, Eurotiomycetes, Onygenales, Arthrodermataceae. Bases 1 to 990 code for a protein of 329 amino acids. Gene Ontology annotation, biological process: intracellular protein transport; retrograde transport, endosome to Golgi. The transcript has 2 exons.
AUGUUCUAUGAUCGUGGCAAUCACUACGAAUUCCUCUCCCUGGGCCAAGAACUGGCUGCUCCUGGCGAACUACAGCACCCGCAGACAUUCCCAUUCAACUUCAAAAAUGUCGAGAAGCAGUACGAGUCUUACAACGGAAUCAACGUCAAGCUGCGGUAUUUUGUCAGAGUAACGGUCUCCCGUCGGAUUGCGGAUGUUGUGCGCGAGAAGGACAUCUGGGUAUAUUCGUACAGAUUGCCGCCGGAGUCCAACAAUCCAAUUAAAAUGGACGUCGGGAUUGAGGACUGUCUGCAUAUUGAAUUUGAGUAUUCGAAGUCAAAAUAUCACUUGAGGGACGUGAUAGUGGGAAGAAUAUACUUUUUGCUCGUUCGGUUGAAAAUUAAGCACAUGGAGUUGUCUAUUAUAAGACGAGAGACUACAGGAUCCCCGCCGAAUCAGUAUAACGAAAGCGAGACGCUGGUAAGAUUUGAGGUAUGUGAUCCCUUUAUUCAUAUUUCUAUACUCUAUACAGCGGUUUUGUUGACUAUUUCUUGGCUCAGAUUAUGGAUGGUUCUCCAUCAAGAGGUAUGUUUAAGCAGGAACACCUUAAUUCUUUACCUCGCCAGCUUUACUGACACUGCAUUAGGCGAAACCAUACCCAUCAGAUUAUUCCUAGGUGGAUUUGAUCUAACUCCCACCUUCCGAGAUGUGAACAAGAAAUACUCGACAAGGUAUUAUCUCAGCCUUGUAUUAAUCGACGAAGACGCCCGUCGAUAUUUUAAACAAUCGGAGAUUGUCCUCUUCCGUCAAUCUCCAGAAAUGGCGGCUGCUGCACAGCUUGAAAACCAACCGCAUGAUGGACAACAUGCAGUGCCCCCACCGGAGCGCAAACAAGCCGUACGUCAUAGCGAGGAUGAGGAAGACGGCCUGCAAAGCUCGCACCAUGCAUCGCCCCCAUCCCAACUUGCACCUGAACCUGCAUCUGCACCUGCAUCCACUAUGCCGACAUAG